This is a messenger RNA of Amphiprion ocellaris (clown anemonefish), 4064 nucleotides long. It is a transcript of the gene slc25a38b, whose product is annotated as solute carrier family 25 member 38b. Bases 521 to 1381 code for a protein of 286 amino acids. The record is from RefSeq and is a predicted model, not a curated record. Gene Ontology annotation, molecular function: glycine transmembrane transporter activity. Lineage: Eukaryota; Metazoa; Chordata; Actinopteri; Pomacentridae. The transcript has 8 exons. Gene Ontology annotation, biological process: glycine import into mitochondrion. Gene Ontology annotation, cellular component: mitochondrion; mitochondrial inner membrane.
AAUGCUGUCAGAUCGCGUUGCUCAGUGACGCUGCCCCGAGCUGAACUUACAGCCAGAUGCUAACAGUUACAGCAGCCACGGCAAAUAGCACCGCACUAGCUAGACACUGCUUACUCCAGAUUAAAUUUGUACUGAAAAGAAAAAAAAACCCAUCAUUUUAGGACACGAUUCGCGCCAGAACACAACUGCGUUAACGAUGUGUUAUUUUAACUGAGCGCCAAUUUAAAGUUAAGUAACUUAGUGAAGUGAGCUAGCUAACGUUAGCUAACUAGCCUCGCCAGAAAGUUCAGUGUUGCUGGAAAGUUCAGGGUUUAGUAACGUUCCCAUGUUGGGAAACGUUCACAGACGGUCGCAGUAAAUAUAAAAAAUGGAGUUUGUGAAGCUAGCAGGGGCGACCAUCACCUCCACCGGCACCUAACACACUUCAACAUCAGUAAGUUGGCUGAACCGAACCGGCUUCAAGACGGCAGCAGCAGCAGGGGAGAAGCUGGACCGGUCCGGCUCAGCAUCCAGCUCAAAGAUGGAGUUAGCAGCGGCUCACCCAGCUCUCAAAGCCUUUAUGUGUGGCUCUCUCAGUGGCACCUGCUCAACGCUGCUCUUCCAGCCUUUGGAUCUGAUCAAGACACGACUGCAGACUCUGCAACACAAUGCCAAGCCGGGUGCACCCAAGGUGGGGAUGUUCACCGUUUUCAUCAAUAUUAUCAGGACAGAGAAGUUCUUCAGUCUGUGGAAGGGAGUUUCACCAUCAUUUGUGCGUUGCAUCCCUGGGGUGGGUAUCUACUUCAGCACCUUCUACUCCCUGAAGCAGCACUUCUUCCUGGACCGGGCGCCCAACGCUGGUGAGGCUGUUCUGCUUGGAGCUGGUGCCAGAGCUGUGGCUGGAGUCUGCAUGCUACCUUUCACAGUCAUCAAGACACGUUUUGAGAGUGGCUGUUACAACUAUGUGAGUGUGGCCGGGGCUCUGAGGAGUGUGUAUGAAACAGAGGGAAUCAGGGCUCUGUUCUCAGGAUUGACUGCAACGCUGCUCCGAGACGCUCCGUUCUCCGGCAUCUAUGUCAUGUUUUAUAGCCAGGCCAAGAGAGCGCUGCCUCAAGAGGUGACUUCAGCAGCCUAUGCCCCGCUGGUGAACUUCAGCUGUGGAGUGGUGGCAGGUGUCAUGGCGUCGCUGGUCACGCAGCCUGCAGAUGUGGUGAAAACCCACAUUCAAGUCAGCCCAUCCCACUGGAGCACAUCAGACGCUGUCCGCUACAUCUACAUGGAGCACGGCAUGCGUGGGUUUUUUCGUGGGGCCGUGCCCAGGUCUCUUCGACGCACUCUGAUGGCUGCUAUGGCUUGGACUGUUUAUGAACAACUGAUGGCUCGAAUGGGCCUCAAAUCCUGAAGAACAAACCAUGUGGAGUUGCAAAAAAAUGAGAGGGAAUAUGAUGGGAUUAAGAUGUAUUUUUUCACUGAAAACUUCUUGGAAGAAGAAAGGGGUGCAGAGGAGCUUAUAGAGACAAUGAAGCAGCACUAUCAAGAGUUUGAACCGCGAAACCAGGUGGAUAAAUGUGUGGAAGAAGAGUGAGAAUGCUGUGUGUGAGUGCACACGUGGAUUUUCUUUGUUUUCGUUGUUUUUUAAAUGUGAAAUGUGAAAAUGUGUCUGUCGGUAAGUCAGAGAUUGUGAUGUUACACCUAACACACUGUUGUGCCAGUCUUGGACUGUGGUGACACUCCCUGCUGUGAGGUGAACUUUUUCCUCUUAAAUAUUUAUGUUCGGACAGAGCAAGGUAUCACUACCAGGGCCAGUCACUGCUCUGGGCUGCACAGUUGCCUUUGGCAGGCAAACAGGAUACAUCUGCUGAGAUAACCAAAAACAAAGCACUGCAGAGAUGGACAGAGGAGCUUGUGAAACUUGCAUAAGAUUGAGCAAUGUUUGUUACUCGCUGAUUGGUAUAAAUUGAAAAGCAGAGAAUUUAUAUUUGGUUCAGGCUCAGACAAUCACAAGCACUCAUACGGCUGUAUUACGGGAAGAGAAUCUGGGCUAACUCCAAUAAUCACAAUAAAGCCUUUGUUGCUGCGCUGCUCAAAACUAUGCUAAUUUACACUUUAUAUAAAACUGUGGUGCAUUUUGACUCAGCAUAGUGGAACCACGUGUGCUUUUUUUUCCAGAAACAAUGAUAGUUGCUUCUGAAGCAUAUUCAGACCUCUGAUGACAACUCAGAGAUCAGGAUUUUUUGGAUUUUGUUUUUAGAAUUCUGUAAUUUUUUCUUUUUAAAGGUUUGCCAUUUUGAGGUACCCUGUGGAGUUUUGGCCGCUGACAGCACUGCGAAUUAUUGGUUCUUAUAAAUGGGUCCCAGUUUAGUUUGUUUUGUGCACACAGGAGCAACAUAAUACAGAGUCACUUGGUGCCAGGUUCACACUUUUCUGCGAAUUAAUCAUUGGCAGCAUUUAAAGUCCCUCUGUGGUCAUUGAUUAAACUCCUAAAAACUCAUCUUUAUGCCAAAUUACACAUUUAGAGUUUUUUUUUUCAAUUCAAAUAAUUCCUUUGACAUAACUCUGCACCAUAAUUUCCUCCAGAAUGUGCAGAUCUAUAGUCUCUACUCACCUCUUCCCGUUUGCUGCAGCUGUAGCACACCAGCUCACUCACGACUCUGCUCAAACAGUGUGAAACUAUUUUAUGCUCAUAAUAUUGAAGUAUAUCAGCCAUACAUAUUUGAACUGGGGACUGAAUCGUAGUUGUGAAACCCUCGCCAUCUGAAAUCAUAUGUUUGUUACACUGCAGCUUUAAGGCAGAAAUGCUCAGCCAUUUCUUUGACUGCUUUUGUUUUGCUUACUUGUCUUCGAACAUAUAAAAUAUGGACAUAUUAGCAAGGUAUAAACCAACAACAAUAUAUGAUUUUUACUGGAGGGGGUCUUUAGAUUUGUCAGAAAUUCCAUAUUGCAUGAUUUAUAAGGAGGGUAUUGAUUUUGUGAGAAACACUGAAUGUAAACAUAACUUUUAUGUGUUCACAAGAAAACUCCAAAGGGCACCUUUGACAGCAGUACAGUUUGCUUUGUUUCCUAAGUUCAAAUAAGCACUUUCAUAAGUUGACUAUUUUUUUCCUUCAAGUUAAGUAAAUAUUUUGAUGACAGGGUGACACUGAAAUCCUUCAGAUAUUCCUUAUUUUGUUAUCACUUGUCACAAUACAGAAUUUCCAGAAUAACACACGUGCAAAUGAAGCAUUGCUUAAUCAUUGUGCUUACAAACGUACAGAGUCCAUAUCAGUGCUGGAGCUGUGGAUCUUGUCAUUUUGUCGCCUUUUUCUGGCUCUGUAAAUAAUGUACUUAUGACAGGAUUAUUGGCUGGUACAAAAAAAGGCCACGUUUUUCUGUUGUUUGUAGACUGUCUGUCUCCAUAGAUACUAUUUAUUAUUGUUGAUACAAAAAAGAGGUCAUAUAUUGAAAGUAAUUAAUAUGUGCGAGUGUUCGGAGAGAAAAUGCCAAAUGGAAGAUCUCAUUAGAGGAAGGAAGAGAUUGACCUGGAUCAAAAGGCAUCAGUGUGCACCCACCGAGUGUAAACUUGUUGAGAAAUGUUGGUAGUCUUGACAGAAAGGUCACUAAUGCACAGUGAAAAAAAGAAACAUUUGAGAUCAGAAUGCCAGUUUUACCGCAUAAGUGUUUUAUUCAGGCUUUGUUUAAGAUAAAAUGAUACAGAUUAACAUAAUAGCAGUUUAAUUAUGGUGAAGGUUACAGCACAUAGUGAGGCAUUACUGAGUGGAGGCAGAUGUAAGAUGUAUUCUUUUGUUUUUUGUUUUUUUUACAGGCCUGGUGAACGUUAGUGGAGUGUUGAUUUCUGAAAGCGUCAGUGUUUGCCGUGUAACACAAACUCUGUAUCUAACAACACCCUACAUGUGCCAUAAUUCACACCUCAAAGUUUUACCUCGUCAGUUAUCGUCACCAUCUUACCACUUCUGUCGUGACUGUACUGCAUAUGGUCUUUGUUAGUGUAGAUAUUUGGUCUGUGCAUGCGUUUGCUCAGACAGAUCCUGUGCCUGCCUGGUUUUUAAGGUCAAUAAAAUUUUCCUCUUUUUAGUUUUCAAAAGUCA